Molecule: messenger RNA, 2584 nt
Organism: Exaiptasia diaphana
Lineage: Eukaryota; Metazoa; Cnidaria; Anthozoa; Actiniaria; Aiptasiidae
Product: transmembrane channel-like protein 7
Exons: 1
Coding region: 66-2417 (783 amino acids)
Cellular component (GO): plasma membrane
Molecular function (GO): mechanosensitive monoatomic ion channel activity
Source: RefSeq, a predicted model, not a curated record
GCGUACGGGACAUUCGUGUUUAUUCAAUUAGAUUUAUUUACAUGUAAUAAUUAACUUUUAAUGUAAUGACAUCAUCACCCCAAAAACAACUGGAAAGUGCUACAGAAUCUGUCCAAGUGAAUCUCUCGAGUUCUUUGGUCGCUAUGGACGUCGUUCAUAUUGAAAUGGCUCAACUCGAUACAAUAGAAGAAGAUGACCUUCCCCCUGAGCUCCCACCGAAAGCUUCAUCGCUCAUGAAGGAACUGCCAAGUCGAAUGGCGCGGCGAGCAACACUGGCUAACACUCGUCGAACAAGCGCCGCCGUACCAUCUCACUCAGGCGCUCUUCAUAGACGAGUUGCUUUCAAGCUCAAAAGCCGUGCCAUUAGAAGAAUUGAGCAAAUCGACAAUGUCGACGGAGGAUUUGAUGUACACCAUCCUGACUACGACGAAGAGGAUGAUCAAACAUUUCGGCCUUAUUUGUAUGAAUCGAUUGACUUCAAAGCCGUGCCAUUACCCAUGUCAAAACGUAGAAUGUUUCGCGACUCUUUGAAACUCAAAGGAAUAGCUGAUAUUUCUCGCUUCAAAAAAGCUUUGAAUCUCAUGCAUACGACGGGAAAGCGUUGCCAUUCAGGCCUUAAAGAUAUGCUUAAGAAUUGGGAACUAUGGAGAAGCGAUUUAAAGGAGGUUGAAGGGCAAUUUGGUAGUGGAGUGGUGUCGUAUUUCAGCUUUCUUCGCUGGCUUGUCUUUCUGAAUUUAUUAAUAUUCUUAUUGGAGUAUGGCUUCGUAGUAUUGCCGACAGUGAUUAUAUGCAAUGGCCAAUUAUCUGCUAACAACGUAAGCGGCUGCGGUUACGUAUUAAGUCCAAUUGACGUAAACGCUAACGUGACCAACGAUAACACUAACAUACUUUAUGAUGUACUAAACUUUUUUACAGGGGAGGGGUGGAUGAGGGAUACUUUGAUGUUCUAUGGUAACUACCCCCCUAAGAAGCUUGUCUCUGUGGAAGGUGUACGUUAUAAUUUACCAUUGGCAUAUCUGUUAUCCGGGGGGGCGUAUUUCAUCUUCAGUUUCUUCUUCAUGAUUUCCAACCUGAUGAGUAAUUUAAAGGAGAGCUACAUAGAAAGUGACGGCAUCUUUUCAUCUUCUGCUAAUAAGGUAUUUGCUGCUUGGGAUUAUUGUAUUUCGGAUGACAAUUCAGCAGAGCACAAACACGACGUCUUUGUACAAGAAGUCAACUCUGACAUCGCUGAGCAAGAACGGCAAAUAAGAAUCAAGAACCGUACUUAUAAAGAAAAGAUAAUUCUCUACACAAUAAGGACUGUCAUCAACCUCUUUAUUGUCCCAACCGUCUGGACGUCGACAUUUGUUCUCAUUUUUCAAGCAAUUUUGUCUGAAAAUAAUUCCAAAUCCACUACGAAAAGCGCUUCGAAGGUUCAACAAUUAAUCAAUCGAUACGGAUACGACUUACUCAUCGCACUCGCAAUCACAGUCCCGAACUUGAUACUUCCUCUAUUCUUUGAGUUUCUGUCUAUCUUUGAGGACUGGGGACGAGAUAUAGAGCUCGCCCUAAAUCUGUGGCGACGAGUGUUUGUCAAGCUUCCACCUCUCGCACUAUUAAUGUUCAUGCAAUUCAAGAAAUUCAAAGAUGAAAUCGACGACUUUGUUGAGGAUGGCAGCCAAUCAGCUUGUUCCACGUGCUGGGAGAAUGACGUAUCAGCGCAGAUGUACAUGUUAAUCUGGGUUGACUUCAUUGUGGUUGUCGUGACAACACUGGGUCUGGAGUCUCUUCGUAAAUUCCUCUUCCAACGAUGUCGAUGUUUUAGAAAGAUAGGUAUGCAGCAGUUUGAUAUACCUAGGAACGUUCUAGACCUUGUAUAUGGACAGUGCCUGAUUCUUAUAGGGACUUUCUUCAGUCCCCUGGUCCCCACGCUAGCCGUUAUUAAGCUGGUUAUUUUGUUCUACGUAAAGAAAGUUAGUUUGAUGCACAAUAACACACUUCCAGAUCGUCCAUACCAAAGCGCCAAGUCGAACUUUACAUUCACGCUUCUCUUGCUUCUCUCCUUCUUCAUGUGCAUAGCGAUAGUUGGGUGGGGCAUCACGAGGUUACCACCCUCCACGUGCGGUCCUUUUAGUAACAACCCAUGUAACGUCGAGGGUACCAUAUUUGGUGAACUGUCAGACGAAGUGAACACGUGGCCAAGAGUAAUCCAUGAUGCAGUGAGCAUGAUGGGAACUGCUGCUAUACUCAUUCCUGUUUUGAUUCUCUUCGUUGUUUGUUUGUAUUAUUAUAGAUCGGUUGCACGUGCUCACCGCGUGGUCAUUCGUAUGCUGAAAGAACAUUUAACGUUCGAAGCCAAGCUACAGCGCUCUUUGCUUAAGAAACUAGAAUCACAGGCCACUUAUGAAAAACACGAUUGUGCCGAUCAUGGUAAAUAGGUCGAUGUGUAACAUAUGCAGUCUAAAGCGUACGACAUUGUCUAUCAUUUCAUUUAUAGGAAAUACUAAAUACUUUACCAAACGUUUAUAAUAUAUGAAAUGGUCCAUAUACAAUUGAAAAAUUGCUCUUUUAAAAAUUUUUCUAAACUUUUGCAUUAGAACCACUG